AUGUUGCUGCUGCUGUCGAUGGUGCUCCACGUUUCGGCACUGUCGAAGCACGCCAGGGAGCGAGGGCGCGCGACCUUUUCAGGCCGGACGGAUCUGUCCAGGGCUCUGGCGGGCGCGCCGCAGCUUGGCGGCGCGGCGAGGCGCGGGCCCUCCGUGCCGCCGCAGCGGAGGUCCUCCUUCGGCCAGCUGGAGCCCGUGCCGACCGGCGGCUCCGUACCCAGCGGCCGGGGCUACCGAUACCAGGGGCCGCCCGGCCCCGGGCCGCCUCACCGUGGCCGCUCCGCGUCCCCAGCACACGCGGCUGGGGGCGGCUCGCAGUUCGUCUGGCCCGGGGCCGCUCCCCCGCCCGCUGGCGGCGGGGACGCCAGACCGGGCAGGUCCCCACACCAUGCGCAGCAGGGCCAACGCCCGCACGUCGGCGGCUCCCGGGCGCAGUCGAGAGGGCCGUCGCGAGGCCAGUCGCCCACACGCGGGGGAGGCGAUUCGCUGACCAUCGGCUGGAACGAGCUCAUCCUUCCCGAGCAGCUCCAGUUCGGCCCCUCGCUUGGAUCGGGCGGCUCCGCGCAAGUGUACCGCGGCUCCUGGCAGGGCCAAGAGGUGGCCAUCAAGAAGAUAAGCGGCGUGGCGCACCUGAGAUGA
Messenger RNA from Prorocentrum cordatum, 639 nucleotides. Lineage: Eukaryota; Dinophyceae; Prorocentrales; Prorocentraceae. The record is from the annotation of a GenBank genome assembly.